Scheffersomyces stipitis CBS 6054 is the source of this 7863-nucleotide messenger RNA. RefSeq lists its product as uncharacterized. NCBI's taxonomy places the organism in Eukaryota, Fungi, Ascomycota, Pichiomycetes, Serinales, Debaryomycetaceae. The transcript has 5 exons. The annotation marks the transcript as partial. The record is from RefSeq and is a predicted model, not a curated record.
AUGCUUAGUCUAUAUUUCAUACUAGGUACGGCCAUAGCGGUCUAUGUGGCUUUCCUCUUUCUUGUGAACCGAAUCCCCCACUUGAGAGUCAAGCUGCUUGGCUGGCUCUCAUUGAAGCAUGUCACUCUUGAAGUGAAGUCUACCAAUAUUUAUAUUCGCAAAGUACAAUUGCGAUUCAACUUCUUUGGCAAGAGAAAUAAAGACUCCGCGCUCAAAUUGUUCAACAUCGAGUUAGUCGACGUGGAUGUCAAACUGAUGAAGAAGGAAGACGAAACACCACGGAAGUCCAAUCCUGUUCCUCUUCCACGUAAACCACUAGAUCUUCCAUCAUUGCUUUCUUGUCACAUUCCGAAGAAGGUGUUCGAUAUGGUUGUUAAUACCAGAAUCAUAAACCAGUUCAAUAUCCAUAUUUUCCGGUGUAGUUACCAUGAUGAAGAUAUCCACGAACGUCUUUCGGUUUUUGUGGACUAUUUGAGACUUGAAAGUAGAUUUGAUACAGACGCCAGUGCCAAAUUCAUAGUAUCACUGUUCAACGGCUACUUAAAUGAUGCAGAUGCAAAAGACGAGAACCAGGUCAAGUUGUUCAGAAACUUUGAAUUUUUGAUCCAUUGCGAUACUGCAGCUCAUUGUGAUUUGGAAGACUCCAGCCACGUUAUCUUAGAUCUUAGUAAUCUCCGGGUUCUGUUAUCCAUCGGAAGAAUGUCUAUCCCAUUGGACACACUCAUUCAUCUGAUGAAAGAAAGGAACGAGAAAUCUGUUGAAGUAAAUAAGUCAAAGGGUACGAAAAAGAUCGCUUCCUUGACGCUGAAUUUGGAUCUCAUAAAUCAGGGUUUAGACUUUUUCCUGAGUCUUGAAGUGAAGUUGGAAGAAAUUAGUGUAGAAUACAAGAAGAUCAAAGUCAAUGCUGCAAACUUCGUUACUACAGUCACUAAAGAGCUUGGUGAGGAGAGAAUCGAGAAGCUUUUGAAGUUGGCAAUUUACUUGACUUCUAUAAAGCUUUUUCACAAAGAAUCUAAGAGUAUGGAAUUACCUUCUGGUACCUUGAAAGUCACUUCCAAUCCUAUUGAUCUUAUAAAAGUUGCUGAAUCGUUGGUGAACAACACCUACGAUGAAACCAGCUUUGUCAAUUUGGAUACAUCGUUGAUGUUGACAAAUCCAAUCUUUGAUAUAUACCACGAUCAGCUGGAAUACUUCCUAGGACGUGCAAAAACAAAGAAGCCUGUAUCCCCUUCUUCUGAUGUCGAUAACAAGAAGAUGUUGAAGUUGUUUCGGAAGUUGAAGGAAUUUUCCAACAGAAUCCUAAUUGUGGAUACUGUCAUCAAUUUGCAUCUUCCAAAUCCAAGUCAGGGUUUGUCAGAUAUAUUUAACAGAAAGGCAAAGGGAAACUUGGUGGCAACGUUUUCCUUACAGACAUUCUAUCACAAAUUUUAUACUAAGAACUUUAACACGUUGUUGACUAACAAGAGUAAGUCGAAGAGGUUCAGCAUUACGUUGCUCUUCAAGGUCAAAAACUUCCAAUUCCUAGCAGCAGACAAUUCCAUCACUUGGUCGAAGGUGAACUUGCUAGCAGUCUACAAUGUGCUUGACAACUGUAUGUCUUUAAAACUUUCUAGUAAGAAUACUAGAAUGAAAUCUGUGAACGAAGCUGUGUUUCACUUGGUGAGAGAGUUCAGAAAUAGACGGAUUAUUCACUAUAAUAUGAGAUACAAUGACUUGGCGAGGAAUUGUGAUGGGGUGGUUCAAAUACCUCAAUUGGAGGACGACAAUACCCAAAAAUACAUUGAUUUGUUUGAAGUGGUGCCAGACUUUAUUUCUACAAUCAAGGUAUCACUUUCCAAUGUUCAGGCAGAUGUUGUCUGUAAGGAUGGAUUACCCAGCCAUAUUAUCUAUGAUGAGUCUAUGAGAGAAGACAUCGAUUUAGGAGAGUUUAAGAGAGGAGUUUCGUUGAAAUUGACAGACUUGAACUUCACCUAUAAGAAGGCCAAGGAAGAUAUUGACAUGUCCAUCAAGUCUUUUCAGAUGUUCACUUUAAGUGACCAUGCUUCUGAAUACAUAGCUGAUUUUGACGAGGUGACUUACCAAGUGAACGACUCUGACCUUUCUGAUUUGUCGAGUCUCAAUACUACAUCCACUUCCAACGAAGAUACAGAUGAGGACGAUGACUACUCGAGAAAGAUCAAGAAGGUGUUGGCUAUCAGAGACAUCACACUUUCAAAUAAAGGCAGAGACGCUGACACUAGAGAUAUCAACCGGCUACACUUACAUAUUCCUGAAGUGGAUGGCCGUAUUGAUAUGUUCUUUGUUUGGUGUAGUAUAUAUGCCAAAACUUUGGUAAAGUACUUUGCUCCUACUGUUGAAAGAAAUUGUACCAAGGACGAAAUGAAGAGAUUGGGAGGUUCUCUGAAACGACUCAAGUUGGAUAUUACUGUUGACUCUACAGCAAUCGUCACCAGAUUGCCAACAGAUGUUGAUAUCAUGUUCGAGUUAGACAAAUUGAAGUUGAAGGAUGUUUUAAUAGAUAGAUCUGUUGAGCUUACCUAUGCCAGACUCUAUGUGGUUCAUCCGUCGACGAAGUUAUGGGCCAGGUUGCUUGUCAUCAAGGAGCCCUGUGUCAACAUUGACAUCUCUAAAGGUGUACAUGAGCCUAAGUUCGAAGUAUCAGCUAGUGCUGUCAGAUUGAAUAUUCCUCACCAGUUCUUGUUUUACACAGUUAUUGAUAACAUCUUGACAUUUGCCAAGGCAAUCAAGCAAUUGGACCACAAUUUCAAGAAUAUGAGCAUAGGUCUCGAUAAAUUCGACAGAAUUAUGCCAGAAGAGAAGCUGGCUCUCAAAUUCCCUCACGUUAAUAUCAAGACUCGUAUUUUUGGUUUGACGAUCGAAAACGAUCCGUUUGAGAAUGAAUUAGCCUACAUAUACGAGCUUGGUGUUAUUGAACAAAAGGAAAGAAUGAAGAAGUUGAAGUUGUUCGAGAAAAGAGCAGAGGAAUUGAGAAGUGUUGCCGUUCCAGAUCUUGAGGAGCAGAUUGAAGUAUCAGAUGCUCAACCAUUUCAGAAACCAAAGCUUUCUGUCAAUACCUCAGUUCCAAAAUUUGCCAGUCCAUUGAGUCGUUUUUUCUGUGAAUCGUGCCAUAAUCACCAUAGUCAUACCCAUGUUCAUGGUAUUCACUCAACGAAGUUCUUUAAGAAGAGGCAACCGACGUCUGAAGAUAUCGGAAUCGAAGAGGAAGUCACGCUUAUAAGUUCGACCAGAAGUGAAACUGAAGCUAAAAUCCAAUUGGCCAGAGAGAAUUUGGAAAAGGGCUUCGCAACUUCAUGGAUUCAAAAGUUCAGAUUAUUCAAGGAAGUCAAGAAUCGUGGCUGGCACCAAAAGUGUGCCAGAGCAUGGGGAGACGAUGUGAUUUGUGAGACUAUCAUAGAUAAGUUUGAUAUCUUGAACUACCAUUCUGGGCCACAUCUAUUCGGAGGAGUAUUCAGACAAUUGGACUUUACGUUGGAAGCAGCGAAGAUUGCAGAUGUAGAUCAGUUCUUGUACGAAUUUGGUAAGAAGCAACCGAAAUUGGAAUACUCUAUUCUUGUUCCACUAUUCUUCCGAAUCAAGAGUAAGUCUUUGUAUGUCUUCUUGCGGGACUAUCCCCUUCCUCUUAUUUCGUUCCCUGAAAACCAUGAUCAGACUCAUAACACAGUCAACCUCUAUGGUAACUUGGUGAUUAACGAGAAGUUGGUACAUCGAGAAGAAGAAAUGAGAUUCGUGUUCGUUCCAUUUUCGCCAUCAACUCGUCCCAACCAAAAUAGUGAUAACUUCUAUUCUGUUUUCAUUCCCAGAACUCUUACCCCAGUGAAGUUCGUUUUUGACCUUAAUUGUGACUUGGAUGCAGACAGAGCAUGUAUGCUUUCAUGGUGUAAGUCGUAUCUGCCGGCAAUGGGAGCUGCUUCUGCGGCAUUCGACAACUUCACCAAACCAAAAAUCGAUGAUAGUCCUAUUGGUUGGUGGGAUAAGGUCGCGUUAUUGGUUCACGGCAGGUUCCGGUUCAAUAUCGCCAACGAGUUGUGUCUUCACAUGAAGAGUUCGUCGAAUCCAUACGAACUUCAAGGUAAAGCAGCUGGUUUUGUUUUCUGUUGGAAGAACAACGUUAGCUUGAGAAUUAACGAUACAGAAGAUAGUAAGGAGUUGAUCGUCUUAGAAAGUGAUGACUUCUUGCUUGCAAUUCCAAACUACUCCUACCAAGAGAAGAAGUCGUGGAGUUUGUUUUAUGAUGAAGUAGAAGAGUAUAUUCCGGAUAUCGAUUCUGAAUCUAAGAAGUUCAGCAAGAGAGUUAUGAAACUUUCUUCGGCUGAGAAGGUCAGAUGGGUUCUUGGAAUGCUUUACGAGAGAAACAAGAUUGCUAGCAAUACUUUUUCAGACCACCAAGAGAGAGUAUCUACCUUUAAGCCACAUUACGAUGUUGUAGUCACAAAUCCAGCUUUUGACUGGCAUCCAGAUUCUUAUGAUGGUUAUAGGUCUGAUUAUAUCCAUAUGGCUAUCUCUGUCAUUUCGAAGUCUUCUGCUGGAAAUUGCUACAAUGCAGCUUAUUUGUCUCCUUUAACUUUCCAUUAUUUUUUCACUUGGUGGAGUAUGUUGAAAGAUGGUAUUUCAUUACCCGUUAGGCAGGGACCUUUGUUCAAGACACAACUGAUAGACCCUUCUCAUGUGAAGAUGGGAUCGCAUCUCUUCACUAUCAAGUACCAGUUGGUGUUCAAUCCGUUGACGAUUUCACAUACCUAUAUGCAUGCUUCUUCGGACGAAAGUCACUCUAACAAGAUUGCCUUCACCGGGCUUAAGGCUAAGUUUGCUGCUUGCUCGAUAGAUUUACAUCAACGUAAGGAGUAUGUGACAUAUGUUAAUGAGAAGUUGAACAUCCACAACAAAGUUCAACACUUGAAAAUGAACCAAGCUGAGAUUCAAGCUGAAGAAGCGGAUGUGAGAUUCUUAACAGCUAUAUUCAAAGAUACUUCGAUAAUGGGACAGUUGGAGUCGUAUCUUGACAAGAAAUCUGUCCUGAUUGAAAGUCCUACUACCAACUCCAGUAAAUUCAACGAGGCAACUUCAACAUUUAAAGGCUGGAUUGAUAAUGUUGAUGUCUUUGACAACGACUUUUCGUGGGUUGAUCCUGAUGAUUUUGUAGAAUUGGAAGUCAGGGAACCUCUUUCCCCUUAUCCCAAGAUCAAAAUUAUGCCGUUUUGCUUUACACCGAAGUUCUCUUAUGUUAGAGAAUUCAGUUUGCAAAAAGAUGGUGGCGAUUAUCCUUUUGGAAAUGAAGAAUCUCAUGAUUGUCUUAUGGGUAUUGAAAAGCCUGAAGAGACUCAAGGUAAGUUGCUACGAGAGAGAAGCAUAUUACUCAGGAAAGAGAUGAAAGAGAAUGAAGAGUUGCUUAAGAAGUUACAGAAUCAGAAUGGACUGGAAUUUGCAAAGGAUGCCAAACGAAUCGAGCUUGAUUUGCAGGUUCAAAAGGAAAAGUUGGACGUUGUGGAAGCAGUUUAUGAACGUUUUACGAAUAAAUCUCUUCUGAGAUCAUCUUCAAUCGGAGAACAAGAAUUACAAAAAGUUCAUUCUAGGGCCUUGUCAGUAUAUUCCAGUCAUACUGUUGAUGAAAUGAGAGAUGCCUACAUGAUGAAUCAGUCUGUCAGUGAAUUUCACAAUCGUUUCAUUGUCCACAACUUGCAAUUGAAAUGGGACAAUGGAUUAAGAGACUCGUUUAUGGAGUAUAUCCAGAGAGUUAGUGACAGAAAGAGUCUUGUAUACUUCAUGAGUAAGAAGGCUGUAGACUUAGUCUCGUCUGUUAUCAAUGAGCAGUGGGACCAGGAGGACUAUGUUGAUAUUCAAGAGACAAUGUUCAACAAGGAAUUCAAGAGGGGAGAGGAUGUUAUCAACGGAUUCAACGACGAGAUUGACGAAGUGAAUAACGACGCCCAUGAAGCAGAACACAAAUAUUUGAUCAAGCUUAUCCACCCACAGAUUCAAUUAAUUAGUGAAAAGAAUAUCGACUCCUGUGUUUUGAUUACGUCUACUGAUUUGGAAAUGAGAAUCAUUGGAGUUAACUUGAAGGGUCUGAAUUUAAUAAUUGGCGAAAGCAGUGAAGUUGCCAGUUUAGUAGAAACAAGAUAUGGAGUCCUUUUCAACGACUCUCACAUGUUUGUAUUUACCCGUGAAGACAGUAUGGUGACACAUCCACCUACCACCUAUGGGGCUGAGCCAGAUUCUACCAGUAUUAAUUGGCCCCCAUGGUUGGAAUGUGAGGUUUGCUAUGAUAGUUCUUGGGCAAGAAAUCAACUCAUAGCUGAGCGAAAUUCGAUGGCAUGCAUUUUCAAGAAGCUCAACCCUUUAUUCUCUGAACGGCAGGAUGUCACCCAGAGCAACGAGAUGAUUGUCCAGUUGGCAAAAAUUGUCGUAAAUGCAAACUCUGAACAGUACUCUGCUCUUUACUAUGUUGUCACUGACUUGUUAGUUCACAGCAAACCCAAGCAGGACAACAAGCUGAGUCGUUUAGAUAAGAUAGUAGAGUUGUCUGACAAUUCUGAUUUCCAGGGUCUUGAUCUCAGAGUAAAAGAAUUGCAAGAAAGUAUUCGAGAGUAUGCAAAAAUUGUGUUGAAGUUUGACGAGAAGGGUUCACUUUGGGGAACUACUCAAAGGGAGCAGAUUAAGUUGCUUGAACUUGAAUUAGAAAAACACAAGUUUGAACUCACAGUUCUUAUGAAGGGUUUAAGAAUGAGAUCUACAAAGUCGAAAUCGCACAAACAGCAUUCGAAGCAUUGGAACAUAUUGGCUGACCAGGUUAUUUGGCAUUUCUUGGACGACAAUAGGGAGCCAUUCGUGGACAUUGCUUUGGCCAGCUCCAGAUUUGCCAGGAUUGACUCGUUUGAUGGAUCUAACAAAAACAAGCUUGAGAUCACUAUGAUUCAAGGUUUCAAUUUGCAACAAAACGCAGUCUAUCCUGAACUUUUGAGACCAUUCUUGGAAGGAAAGGAUAUGGAUGCGCGAGAGAAUCAGGGACAUCAUACGACCUGCUCGAAGCAAGAGCCAAUUAUAUCUAUGGACUGGAAGAUGUUGGAACCGGUAGGAGGUAUCCCAAUCAUGAGACACGCUAAAUUAGCUGUGCAGCCUCUUAAAGUCGCUCUUGAUUAUGACACUGCCAAGAAGAUUUUUAGCUAUUUGUUCCCUAACGACGAUGAUAUCUUAACCGGCGAUAAUGACGACAACGAUGAAGAUGGUGAUGAAGAAGAUAUUGCCGAUACUGCUUCAGCAACUGUAAACCCACUAAAGAAUUUCAUCAACAAGCACAGAACAUCGAGUCGGUUCGGGUCGUCUUCAGAUCUUGUCAAUGACUCUGAUUCUCAGCGAAAUCUGCUUUUCAAUAUGAGAGACUCAGAGUCUUCAUCUAAACGAUCUUCUUUUGACGACUUGUCUUUGCUGUCUGAGACCAAGGAUAAGCCCAGGAAUCUGCAUAAAUGUAGAAUCAGAAAGCAGAAGAACGGCCAGGACGAAGAUGAGAUUGCUGUAAUCAUUGGUAGAUCCAUGAAGUACAUCUCAUUUGUCGAUAUAGAGGUGACGAAGUUCAAGUUAUUUGUGAGUUUCAAGCCUCCCAAACAUCUUAACAUUUUGGAUGUGCAUGAGUUGCUCUUGAACAUUCCUACAUUGAGCUACAAGAACAAGGUGUGGUCAGGAGAGGACUUUAUCUUGAGAUUGAGAAAAGACAUUAUUAAGAUCAUCUUGAACCAUACCGGUAAGAUUUUGGGUAACAAGUUCAAGCAAAGAAAGAGGAAGACAGUGGCUGAACCACUCAAGCAGAUUUCGGACUACGCUUCAUUUAUGACUAUAAAGGAUCUUCAA